Messenger RNA from Rhagoletis pomonella (apple maggot), 786 nucleotides. RefSeq names its product probable serine/threonine-protein kinase fhkE. The coding region runs from base 1 to 786 and encodes 261 amino acids. The transcript has 3 exons. NCBI's taxonomy places the organism in Eukaryota, Metazoa, Arthropoda, Insecta, Diptera, Tephritidae. The record is from RefSeq and is a predicted model, not a curated record.
AUGACAGGAACCGCAACACAAACUAUUAGCAGCCACAAAAGCAGCAGGCGCCAACGAAAAUGUCACCAGCGGAAUCAGAGUAGCAGCACUAGACGCCAACGCGACGGCGUAUUAGUGUCUAAAAGCCUUAGUAGCAGGAGCAACAAAAACAACAACAACAAUAGCCAUAGCAAUAAACAAACGCCCAUCAAGAGCACCAGUAGUAAUGAAAAAUCGUUAUUUUCGCGCGAGUGGAUACGCAAUAGCAAAACUAUAUUGACACAUAAGUGCAAGCAACACGCUAACAACAACAAAAACAAUAAUAAAGACAAGAACAACAACCAACUGAAUCACCUAGCAACUGACCGAAAUAAUAGCAACACACAAUUCAAAGACAACAACAUCAAAACCAGCAGUAAAAUGAAUGUUGUAGUUUUAAGCGACGAUAACAUUCACGGCAACAACCAGAUGAGCUACUGUAGCUAUAAAUGCAACAGCGAUGGCAAUAGUCCACAUACAAAAAGCAUGAAAAUUUAUUACCAACCACAGACACGCACUCCAGCAACAUUUCGCAGGCACAUUUUGGAGACGAAAUCAAGCGUCCAAAACCACAACAACAACAACACCAACAACAACGAUGACGGCAACAGUGCUGGCAACAUAUUCAUGCUAUAUAUGGUUGUCGAGCCGCCGCUGGCAGCUGCAGCAACAGGAAGAAAGUCAACCAACAUUGCUACAGCUACCGAUCCCACUGAUGCGCACGCGACCACCACAACCGCACUCUCAACUACAGUCAUGCGUAUAUAA